CCAAGUUCACUCAUUUGCAAACAAAUUUGGUUUUGCGGAAGACUCAUCUGGAACCCAGAUGAAUCCCUCGUUCAAAGUGUUUCCAAGAAAUUGAAUAUGCCGCACCAGGCCGCCGCAUAUUUCAGCUGGUACGGUAUUCGCGUUACAUUGUCUACACACAAAAUGAGUCACACUGUGAACUCAACAGGCACUGUCCCCGGGGCUCGGAGGCAAGCACGCACUCACCCAAAUUCUGCCGGGAGUUCAACAACCACGUCAGUUUCUGCUAGCUAUUUCGAUAGUGAUGUUGAUCAACUCAUGGUGAACAACACACCUGAAGCGACCAGGUACAAACGUGUUCUUGGAAAGAAACUUCGUGCUCGUUUGAAGGACUUGCUCAAAUCCUCAAAUAAAAAGUCAAGCCAAUUUGGAAGUAAUUCAAACGUGGACGCUCGGUCGACGCCUGAGUUGGUCUCUGUGGCCGAGAAACUAUCAGAUCAAAAUUUGGAAUAUGACUCAAUUCCACCAAUACCGCAUAUUCAGCACGAUACCGUGCAAAGUGAGGACGUUCAAGAUGAACCAAAGUACAUCGGAACCCGAGAUACGACAAAGUCUUCCGCAAAGGCUUUCCCAAAUGCCAUGUUUGGAAACCACGCGGUGCAUCCUCGUGCACGCAAGCAUACGCUGACGACUUUGGAUGAAGUGGAACCCCACGCAAGUCCAUACUACCAACAUCAUCAUUUGCCUCUGGUGGAAAAGUAUGCGAACAACGUCCAACUAUCACAAACAGCUAGUCGACAUCACCAUCAUCAUCAUAAACAUCAUUACUGCAAGACGAAUCGGAAAGUUGAUGGCGAAAAGCAGGACAAGGAGACUGUUUCACUCAAGUCCACAGAAUCAUACAAGUCGGAGGGGGCCACCAGUGAACCACCAAUGAAUGUGCUGCACCAAGCCGCCUCACGUCUCAGUCGCUACGAUAUUCGAGAUAUCCCGAUACAUGUAUAUCUCUGUAAUGUACUACUCAUAAGGUUGCUGAAAAAUCUUCCAAAGCCCACAACCGGUUUCGCCCUUCUUGGGGCUCAUCAGACGACAUGGAAUAGUGAUAGCACAAAUCAACGACUUCGAGCUUUGUCUGUUCACUGUCCCAGUCUGUCUAUAGACGAACCCCUCGGUCAGCCGUACAUGGCUAAUCAGAUGUCAGAUUCCUCCCAAUUUACUGCUAAUGAUUCCGAGCGCACUGGCUUCUGGGGGCCAGCUGCAAAAUCCAGUGGAGCAAACACCCCAACUGUGGCAUUCAAAGAAACCAUACAAUCGCGUACGGUAACCCGAUUUGAUGACGAACCCGUGGGGAGUGUGAGCGAGUCACGCGGUGGUCAGAGCGUACAGUCCCGUUUUAAACAGUUUUGGGUGGAAAGUUUUGCCAGUGGCCGGUCACGAACAAGGUCGGAAAAUCAAACAGGGAUAGGAAGCCGUGGGGAGAGCCUUCGCGGACGUAAUCUGGGCAGAGUUAGUCCACAAAUUGUCUAUCAAAAGGAUGUUCUGCCACCUCAUGCUCACACAGUUACUGGUGGAUCGACUCAGGCCACAUCACUGCUUCGCCGACUCGCAUUGUACACGAACAUCUCCGGAUCACCGUCUGAACAGUCUUCUAUUCGCUCCGGUACAGAGAGCUUGAGACGAUACGGGCAACCCAGUCCAACCAAUGCGGCCACGGCCGACAGCCGAUCUGGUUCAGUCCCACUUCAGGUGGCCGACAGACACAACCGGCAUAAGUCACCUCGCGCUGGGAUUGGACGAUUUAUGUCAAUGAGCAGUGGAUCGGGGAAGAGUUCAGAAGAUAUGAUUGGACAAAUGCUUCCAGAUCCCUCAAAGUUGCCGAAGGAGGAACCUGUGAGCACACUGGAGUUCACCGGAACCAAACUCAAGAAUCCAAAGAAGAUUUCACAGAAGUUCCAGGCGAAAAGUGGAUUUGAGGUCUUGCGCAGGAAACGGGCUGGAAGUCUCAGUGGUGGCAGCGGUGGUGGAGAUCGUCGAAGUUUGACCGGAGCCAUAUCACCAAGCCCUCGACCGUUCCUGUUGGAGCAUAUAUCCAAAUCAGAUGAAACGCUGUUCUCGGUGGCGGACACCGCGGGCCGAUUGGCUACAACUCUCAUUGUUACUAAUACUUCCGGUGGGGGAGCAAGCCGACCCAGCUCAAGUGUGGAACGACUUCAGCAAAACUCGGCUCAUCGUCCUAAUCAACAACAGUCAUUAAAACCCCAUCAGCAGGGACACGCAUCAGUAAAACCCACCGGAACUCACCACCAUCACCACCAUCAUCAUCACCACUGGCACAGACAUGGGAACCACGGACACCAUCGAUCUCGGGGACACUUCGGUACCCAUGUACACCAUGUCGGUCGUGCUGCACACACAAUGACCAGAGUAACGGAAAGUCGGCGCUACCUGAUGUUCACACGAUCGCUACCGUUCUGGUCAACCAAGCAAUACAUGGAAACCCACGGAACAGGAUUGGGUGAGGCGGAAACCUACGCUGUCCUAUUUCACCACACGCCCUGUUACGAUCUCAUUCCUGACAGUGCCAAAUUGGUCAUAUUCGACUGUGAACUCACAAUUGUCAAGGCUUUCAAGGCUCUCCUAUACAAUGAGAUUCGUGCAGCUCCGGUGUGGAACUCCAAGACGCAAUCCCUCAGUUCCAUGCUGACCGUCACAGACUUUGUACAGAUGCUUCAUCUAUGCUGGUCCGAAGAUAAAACGGAAGUGAAUAACAAAAGACGCUUGGAAAUUGAUGAUUUUGAUCGAAUGACCAUACAGCAGUGGAAAGAUUUUAUCCGGCCCGAACAGCACACAAGAUCCACGGCAAAACGAGCCUCUGUCUCCGGCGCCCUAUCAUCAUCUACUGAAAGCCGUGUCAUCAAAACCGGUAGUCUGCCAAAGAAAAAGCAUGGUUCAUGCAAUCUUCCUCAGGUGACCUCCUGUCCGUCGUCCAAUAUCUCUUCUCCAUCACGAUCUCGUUCCCGCUCUUCAUCAUCCACCUCAUCCAGCAGUCAGUCGUCAAUUGCCUCCCUUCCGUCCAAUCUGUCUGCCCUGCCUGAUGGCAAAUCUGAAGAACAGACAGAUCCUCACACAUCUGACAACAAGACACCCGUACCCGGCUCGUCUUCCGAUACUUUCUGGUCAGCUGCCUUCUCAGCCCUUCCCACCCCUCGGACGACUUUCAUUACUCACAGCCGACUGCUUACAGUCGACCCGGAGGAAGAUUUGUUCAAGUCCCUACGCAUUUUGUCUCGCUUCCGGUUACACUAUCUGCCUGUGAUAGACUGCCCGCAACAGCGAACCGGCAACAUUCUAUACAUAUUGACGCAUCGCCGACUGCUGAGCUACCUGUUCAGCAAACUGCCCCAUCUUCCUCAGCCAAGAUUCCUUCAAUCCAGUCUAACUGAUCUGAAUGUUGGCAGCUUCGGUCGUAUUGUCAUGGUUACCCUAUCAACCAGAUUACGCGAGGCUGUGGCAUUGUUCUCACAGGCUCAGUCAUUGAUUUUAACGGGCGCCUACAAGAAGCCCGAACUGACUAUUCAAGAAUGGCUCGAGGAGUGUAAGCCUAACCAACCUCCAUUUUCGGAGCAACGCGUGAAACCUGCAGUGGAAAUAUGCUUCGCUUCGAAUAACCUAUUGUUUGUCAUGGAGAAGCUGGUGAAAACUGGGUUUCGACGUCUCAUCGUCGUGAACAACACCAUCGAUUACCGCGUUGAAGGAGUUGUUACCCUGUCCGAUGUACUGCGAUUUUCUGUGCUCCAACAAGCGCGAGGUCUUAAUUUACACAUCCAGCCUCCAUCGGUCGCUGAGGUGGCAGACGAAAGAGACGAAGCGGAGGAAGAAGGAGGCCCAAACCAUCGGGCAGAACUCACAAAUCAGCAGCAUUCGUCGUCGACAGUCAGCAAACCCCCUGUGAACAAAAAAAGACAAAGCAAAGUACGAGUGACUACCCCACCCCGAGCGGGGGACCCUGAAAUCGAAGUGCAUUCUCGACACACCAAGCAUUCUCAAAAAUCCCCACUGGAUUCAUCGGACUCUGUCACAUCCAAAAUGUUAGCAGCCGAAAGGCACGUCAGUUUGCCGUCUGUCAUGGAUAAAACCCCUGUGAUCCCUUCGGCCUGAUGAAUUAAUCUUUGACUAAAUUUGAAAGUCUCUCGGUGUCCCGGUGUCCCCACGACCAAUGCAUGCAACUGAAUCACCGCUGACAGAAUUACCUCCCCGAGUGGAAAUUUCGAAUGGAUAUAUUUUUCUAUUUCCCAUCCAGUUAACAUAAAAAAAGCCUAUCUGAUCUCCAGCGUUCAUAUAUCUGUGUACAUAUAUGUGUAUGCGUGUGUUCUGCGCCAGCAUUUAUGCCCAAAGACGGAAUCACCUUCAGAAUCCAGUCCUGUUAUUUUCCUCCCUUCAUCUUCCACGCAUCUGAGCACAUAUCCUCAUUGUUUUUUUUUGCGUAAACCGUAGUCUUUCUCCACGGCGCCGCCAGAACAUUCAGUUAUCCACCGUUAUCAUCCAAUCUAUGAGAUCGAUCGAUACAAGUAUGUUUUGGGACACUCCGGGCUCCUCGAAUAGGUGCAUAGCUCUUGGUAUUUCUGAAAUGUUGUUAAGGCGUUCCAUUAUUAUUACUAUUAUUAUUAUUAAUAUUACUGUUAUCUCCAUGUUUAUUGGUGGUUCUGCCUGCUGUUCGAAUGUCACAUUUGCGACCUCUCCUCAACCCAUCAUCUCCCAUGAUUUGACCCGGACGGUCUGGCUUUAUUUUCCCCCUCCCAGUUGGUUUCUUUGUCCCCCCCCGUUCGCCGACUAUCGUUUCGAUUCUUUAUACUCCAUAUCCACGUGAAAAUGUUGUGUAACAAGGCAUGUUACAUAGUUCAUUAUCGCUUCCGCAAACGUUUGCCCCCCCCCCCCCCGUGUUUAAUGUCUUUCCAGUUUCUAUACUUGAUUAUUUAUCGACAAACCAUCACACACACACACAAACACACGUUUAUGACUCCUGUUGAGAUUAUAUUAUCAUCGGCAUCAAAAAUAAAAAC
This is a messenger RNA of Opisthorchis viverrini, 5039 nucleotides long. RefSeq lists its product as hypothetical. The transcript has 14 exons. Lineage: Eukaryota; Metazoa; Platyhelminthes; Trematoda; Opisthorchiida; Opisthorchiidae. The annotation marks the transcript as partial. The record is from RefSeq and is a predicted model, not a curated record.